Gossypium raimondii (Peruvian cotton) is the source of this 898-nucleotide messenger RNA. RefSeq lists its product as uncharacterized. Lineage: Eukaryota; Viridiplantae; Streptophyta; Magnoliopsida; Malvales; Malvaceae. The record is from RefSeq and is a predicted model, not a curated record. Bases 306 to 746 code for a protein of 146 amino acids. The transcript has 5 exons.
AUCAAUCUUGUGGCUCCGCACCUGUUGCUGCUGCAUGUGGCCAACAAAAUCCUCACUUUCAAUCGAACCCUCUCGAACUUUCUGCAACCUUUCCCCCAUCUUUGUGCCUUUCUACGCCUUCCACACCUAUUUUCUUGCAGAAAUUCAUGUUGUUUUUGCAUGUCUCUAUAAAUCUUACCCAAAUAUUAUUUCGUUAAUCACAAUGCCAUUGUGUCAACCUCUUUAAAGUGCCGAACCCUCAUUUUAUAAAGUCCAAACAGCUUCAUUGCUGUUUGUUGUGCUGGUGGUGGUGGUGGUGGUGAAAAAUGUCCAAAUCUGGAACUUGUUAUUAUUCAGUUCUUGGAAUUUGUGAACAAGCUUCCCCUUCUGAAAUUCGUGAAGCUUAUCGUAGACAGGCUUUGAAAUGGCAUCCUGAUAGAUGGAUGAAAAACCCCAAUGUAUCAGGUGAAGCUAAGAAACGAUUUCAACAGAUUCAAGAGGCUUAUUCAGUUUUGUCGGAUAAAGGAAAGAGAAAGAUUUAUGACGCUGGGUUGUUGGGUCUACUUACAGACGAUGAUGAUGAAGGGUUUCUUAACUUCAUGCAAGAAAUGGUUUUGAUGAUGCAAAAUGUGGAGUCAAAGGAAGGAAACAGCUUGGAGGAUCUUCAAGGAUCGUUAAUGGAUAUGAUGGCUGAAGAUGAAAGACGAAUAUUUGGAUUUGAAUGGGAUUCUUCUCAAAAUGCUAAGAAGAGAGCACGUUUUUGCUGAUGGCCUUAAUGGUUGGUUUUUAUUUGGCAAAUUAAGGGGCAAUGCAAAGAAGGCAUUCAUCUGUUCUUCUUAUAUGUGUUUAAUUAGUGUAUUAAAUAUUCUUUCUUUUGUACAAAUUAGCUAAGAAAUAUGCAAAAUAUUUCUAUUUUCUC